Messenger RNA from Neodiprion fabricii, 1186 nucleotides. RefSeq names its product segmentation polarity homeobox protein engrailed. NCBI's taxonomy places the organism in Eukaryota, Metazoa, Arthropoda, Insecta, Hymenoptera, Diprionidae. Gene Ontology annotation, biological process: regulation of transcription by RNA polymerase II; embryonic morphogenesis. The transcript has 2 exons. Gene Ontology annotation, cellular component: nucleus. The record is from RefSeq and is a predicted model, not a curated record. Bases 1 to 615 code for a protein of 204 amino acids. Gene Ontology annotation, molecular function: DNA-binding transcription factor activity, RNA polymerase II-specific; RNA polymerase II transcription regulatory region sequence-specific DNA binding.
AUGAGCGAAGCCCGCCGUUCCCAGAGGCUGUCGACAGACUUCAGCAUUGCCCGGAUCCUCGCCGCCGACGAACCCUGCUCCACCUCCUCGACGUCGUCCUCUUCCGGGGGUAGCCGCGUCCCGCAGUUGCCGAGUAGUUGCCCCUGCUGUCCAACCCCGCUUUCCGCACCCUUCGUCGUCGCCGUUCCCGAGCAGAGGGAAACCGGUGCGGAAUGCCCGUCGCCGCCUCAGCCAUCAGAUUCCGGAACGAACGCCGGCGCCGUUGCUCAGGAUAAUUCGGAGAGGAACGACCUGCCCUGGCUCCACUGCACCAGAUACCGACCACCCAGGCUACCGAAGAGGUCGACGGCCGGGAAAACGUCCAAGAGACGACCCGGGAAACAUCCAAGGAUACCUUUCACCGCCUUCCAACUACAAAUUCUCGAAGACAAGUACAGCAAGGGCGCGUACCUCGCCAGAAGAGACGUUCUACAACUUUCCACGGUACUCAGGCUUCCUCAGAGUAGAGUAAAAAUUUGGUUUCAAAAUCGACGUGCACGAGAACGACGAGAAUCAUUGCAAUCGAGGAACGACGUUCCGAAGUCCGCUAAGAGUCCGAGUAACGUUCAAAUCUAAAGAAUCAAAUUUUUUAAAAAUAAGGAAAGCAAAACCGAACGCAAAUUUUGAGGUAACACUAACUCGAUCGGAAAAAAAAGAAAAUAAUACGCUGAACCCGUAAACUUUAUUGUAGUAUCAUUAAUAUUUAUUAUUAGCUUGAAGAUAGCUUAUAUCAUUCAAUUACUGUAUCUUUAGGAAAUAGCGGAUUGGAGUGGAUAUGAGAGAAAAAAUAAAUAAACUCGACGCAAUUAUGUUACAUUGGUAAUAUUAAUCUUAAUACUUAUUAAAUAUUUGUAUAGUUACAAUUCAAUUAAUAUUGUUUAUAAUAAAAUGAUGCUUCAAUACUAAUUGAAUUACGAAGAGAUAGCGAAUAAAACGUAGCAUGAACCAACAACAUGAUUGUUCAUUGGUUCUCAAUUUCGGAUAAGCAAAGCUUGUGCCUUCUGCCCCUUGAAUUCAAUUUUUAUUUAUAGAUACAUAUUCAGCAAAUUAUUUUCGUCUUUUCUGUGCUUAACGGAUCUCAUUGAAAUUUGAAGGAGAACGAGCCGAGUAACGGGUUUUGAUACGAAAAGUACUUAUACAGAAAUAA